This is a messenger RNA of Aspergillus versicolor CBS 583.65, 702 nucleotides long. Its product is annotated as uracil phosphoribosyltransferase. The record is from RefSeq and is a predicted model, not a curated record. The coding region runs from base 1 to 702 and encodes 233 amino acids. NCBI's taxonomy places the organism in Eukaryota, Fungi, Ascomycota, Eurotiomycetes, Eurotiales, Aspergillaceae. The transcript is spliced from 3 exons.
AUGGCGGCCCCUGCUAAUGUACAUGUCUCAUCUCACCCUCUCCUUCAAGCCAAGCUCUCUCAGAUCCGUUCGGCUUCAACUACGACCAGAGAGACUCGCAAUCUGGUUCAUGAGAUUUCGACGAUCCUAGGGGUCGAGGCCUUCGCCUCUGGCUGGAAAGCCACAGGCACAGGAAAGACUGAUUCCACCCCAUUGGGCCUCCAAUAUGAGACGAAGGGCAUCGACCCCGCAAACAUCGCAUUGGUACCCAUUCUCCGUUCAGGCCUGGGCAUGAUCGAUGCUAUCAACGACCUCCUUCCCUCUCCAGUCCCAAUCUAUCACCUUGGCCUGUUCCGCGAACGCUUCUCCCUCCAACCCGUCGAAUACUACAAUAACCUCCCAUACCAGCGGCCCGAGCAAUCUUCGGGCCCCAACAGUGUCAACAUCGCGGCCGCUUCUGUCGCUGUCCUUCUCGACCCGAUAAUCGCGACCGGUGGCACAGCCGAGGCGGCCAUCCAGCUUCUCCGCGAAUGGGGCGUGCAGCGCGUAGUCAUGCUCAGCGUGCUGGGGUCGGAAGAUGGAGUGAAGCGCGCGGCGACCUGUUGGCCUGAGGGCGUGGAGGUGUGGAUUGGCGCCGUGGAUGAGAGGUGCAAUGAUAGGGGGAUGAUUGUACCGGGGCUGGGGGACAUUGGAGAUCGGUUGUUUGUUGCGAUUGGGAAGUAA